CGUCAACAGACCGGUCCACGUAGCGUUCGUGAUCGCCAGUACGUACCCGUGCGAUCCACGUCGAUCACGUGCACUCUCUAUCGCUCUCUCUGUGUUUGUGUUUGUGUGUGUGUGUAUUUGUUUGUUUGAGUACAACUCUUGUUUGUUAUCACCCGUCCGCGUAGCGACGACAUAAACAUUUCGACAUAAAUACUAGUAAUAAUAAUAUAACAAAUAAAAAGAACAAAAACCAAACGUUCCGGUCGUUGGAUCCGUCGCUGGAAAGUUUGAUUAUUUUUUUUUUUUUUUUUUAAAUUAUUAUUGUUUGUUUGCCCCUCCUCAAAAAAACUAUUUAUUCCGAAAUGUUAAUGACCCCCUCGAAUCGUUCAGAGUCGGCCGUCGUGACCAUUUGAAGACCAUCACUCAAAUAAAUGCGUUAUCGUUGACGAAAAACCCAUCAAAAGCUGUGAUUUGCAAAGAAAACAAAAAACAUACAAGAAAGUAAAAAUGUUUUUGGAAAACGAACACCAGCCGAUCAUGAGCCACUCGCCGUACGACCUGGCCCGGCCCGCUAUGGAUCACCACCAUCACCUACACCAUCAUCAGACGGUGGCCGCAGACCUGCACCACCAAGACGACUCCGAAGGCCGGAGCACGGCCAGCUCGCCGACGUCCAUUUACCGGGACCUGUCGGGAUGCGAGGACUUCGACUUGAAAAUUCCCAAGCCGUCCGGCGGAAUGGGCUCCGGCGCCGGUAACAACAACAACAACAUCAACAAUAACAACAAGGAACAGAAACCCAAGAAACACAAGUGCAAGCACUGCGGCCUGGAGUGCACGGAGAAAGUUCAGUACUGGAAACACAUCCGCACUCACAUCAAGCCGGAACAGUUGCUCGAGUGCCCGAACUGCGAGUUUGCCACCGACCUGAAACACCACUAUGAGUACCACUUGCUCAACCAUACGGGCGCCAAGCCGUUCACGUGCCCCGACUGCGACUACAAGUGCGUCAGCAAGUCCAUGCUCCAGUCUCAUCUCAAGUCGCACUCCAACGUGUUCCAGUUCCAGUGUUACGACUGCGGGUACGCUUCCAAGUACAUGCACAGUCUCAAACAGCACCUGAAGAAGCGCGAUCACCGGCCGGCCACGCCGCUCAACCCGGACGGCACGCCCAAUCCGGACAUCGUGAUCGACGUGGUGGGCAACCGCCGCGGUCCUCGUCAGAACAAAAAGCAUAGUCGACACAACCCGUACCACCAGCAUCAGCAUCAGCAACAGCAGCAGCAGCAACAUCACCAUCACCACCACCAGUCGGCCGUGAUCCACUCGGACGACAGCCACCCGUCGCCGUACUCGAUGCAACAACUACUGCAGAUACCCACGACCGGCGCUUCGAUGCAGUACUCGACGGCCGCCGAGUCGUUCAUGUAUUCGAUGAUCACCAAGCGCACCAUGGAGAUCGCCGACUACCAGGCCGAGUACUUGGCCAUCAAGAAUAACAACAACACGACAGCGGUGGACGACAAGAUGGACAUUCAGUGUCCGCAGGACCUGGUCAAAGUUGAUUUGGCCGUCAGCGGUGGCGACAGGACGCCCGAACCGGCGGAACCGCACCCCGCCCAGCCCAUUGCCGUCGUCGCCACGGCCAUCACUGCGGACACGCAGGGCCCGUUGAACCUGAGCAAAGACUCGGUGACGCCGCGAGCGGCCGGCAGCAGCAGGCGCAAGGGCAUAGCGUGCAAGCUGGAGAGACCGGAGCCGGCCAGGGCCCUGGAACCCGUGCAGGCUAAAACGCCCGAGCCGCAGGACGAAGUGGUAAUGAAGGACGAACCGGCCGCCGACAAAGAGGACGGCACCCACUUGUGCCACCACUGCGACAUUAUCUUCAAGGAGAGCAUCAUGUACUCGAUGCACAUGGGUUUCCACAGUUUCCGGGACCCGUUCGCUUGUAACCUAUGCGGCGAGAUCACUGCCGACAAGUUUUCGUUCUUCGCUCACAUUGCUCGAGUGCCGCACAGUUAGGCGGCCCUCGACGUCGACGGCGGCUAAGAGAUAAAUAAUAUAGUACAAAAUGAAAAAAAAAAAAAUGUUUUUAAAAAAACUUGUAUAAAAUAAAAUGUAAAUAAGUCUUCUCGCCUCCGAGACAUUGCGCGCGUUGUAUAGUAUAGGAUUUAUUGUAUAAAGAAAACAUAAAUACCGUUACUCUCCCAAAGACCGCCUCUUGCCUAUACUUACCGUGUUUAAGUUAUGUUUUUUUUUAUUAUUAUUUUAUUGACAAUUAAUCGUUUCGGUGUCGUGAGAAUCGCAUCUUCCGCUCGAGUAUAUCGGAAAUGCGAUUUUCACGACCCCGACGGUCGUUGUGUCGACUCUGAAAUGUUAAGCCUCUGCUGUUAACGUUUCAGAGUCGAUUGCCAAAAUUAUAAUAAUAAAAUAAAACCACCUCACAGCGAUUAUGAACCAACGUUUUGACCCGAACAAAGCCUCACGAGCGAAAUGCAAUUUUUUUUUUUUGUUUCAGCGGUUUUUGUUUGUUUAUUUUAAUUUUUUUUACGUUUUCAUCGUAGAAAAAAGUGGGUAGGUACACACAAACGCGUUUGAUUGUUUUGUAUUUCCCUUUCGGUCCGGUCGACGGGUCGAAUUUAACAGAUUUUAAUAAAAAUUAUAUACAUGUUCUCAAUAAUUUAAGUUACACGUAUCAAUUUUUUAUCUCGUCGCCGUUUUUUCUUGUACAUUAUUUAGAUUAUAAUAUUAUUAUGACCUUUUUUUUUUUUAUAAACAAUCUAGUCUCCAUUAUUAUUAUUAUUUUUAUUAUUAUUAUUAUAAUAUUAUGUACGCUGACCGUUAUCGCUUAUAUUAUCUCUCUCUAUCUAUCUAUCUAUCUCUCGUUCUCUUGCUCUCUACUUCUUUAUAAACUUAGGUUAUACUAUAUAUACAUAUAUAAAUUGGUAAAAAGUAUUAUAAAAUUUGUUUUUUUUUAAGCGUAUAAAAAUAAUAUUUUGGUUUUUUUUUGUCGUGUUCGUACCUAUAUUAUAUUUUGUGAUAACAUUAAGGUUGUUGUUGUUUGGCGACGGCAUCGAUUGUGUGGGCUGGUUAAAAUUGCUAACUAAUAUAAUAUUUUUACAAGCAAAGUGAAAAAGAAACUCAUUUUUGUUUUCCCUCGCGGUGUACAUUGUAUAAUUAUAUAUACAUAUAUAUUAUACAAAUAUAUACACGAGUGAUGGUUUUUUAGUUUAUUUUAAUUUUAAUUGUAAAAUAAUCAAGUCCGAAAAAAGUAUUAAUGACAUACAUAUGUAUUUUAUUUUUUUUUUGUUUAUCGUCGCGGUGCUUGAAUGUAUUUUGUAAAUAAAUAAUAAUAAUU
Molecule: messenger RNA, 3337 nt
Organism: Adelges cooleyi (spruce gall adelgid)
Lineage: Eukaryota; Metazoa; Arthropoda; Insecta; Hemiptera; Adelgidae
Gene: hb
Product: protein hunchback
Exons: 2
Coding region: 487-2001 (504 amino acids)
Biological process (GO): regulation of transcription by RNA polymerase II
Molecular function (GO): RNA polymerase II cis-regulatory region sequence-specific DNA binding; DNA-binding transcription factor activity
Source: RefSeq, a predicted model, not a curated record